AUGAGUUUUUGAGACCACUUCAACUGCAACAAGAACAAGGAGAUGUGGCUGUGCUUCGGUGGUUUUGCAGCUCGAGUUUGGGGCUAAAUUGUGGUUUGAAUUAGCUGCAAUUUGCAAUGGAAGUGUGUCUGAAUGCUUGAACAUUUUAAUGGGUCUGUUCUAAAUUUGAAAUUGCUGCAGGGAAGAAGUCAUUACCGUGGUCUGAGAUUUGUGACUGAUUUUGUACAUCUACAAAGGGAAGAACUGAAGUUAUGUUCUGGUGGUUGUAGUUCAAUUUGCAGGUUGAGUUGGGUACUGAAAUGAUGGUUCCUGUUAGUUUUUUCGUGAAGAUUAAGAAGGGUUGAAGAGAGUCUGUGUGAAUGAAUUAGACAGGCUCAAAUACAACAUGGAGCUAGUGGCCUGGAAUUGGGGGAAAUAGUGGAGUUUCAAGAUGAAAAUUCAGAAAAGCAAGUACUGUUGAUGUCCAACUUGUAUUGCUGCUGUGAUUUUAGUGGUUGUGUGUGGGUGACCCAGGGCUUGGCUUAGAUGAAUUUUGGUCUGUUUUCCUGCCGAGAAGAUAGUUAUAAAGUGGAGUUGUAGCCGUCCAUCUUCACUGAUAAAGGGUUAGGAUUAAAGACAGGAUUUGGGAGUUGCGAAGAUACAUAAGUUAGGAUCGUAAUUGAAAGGAACAAGGGAUAUAUAAGGGAACAAAAUAUCAACAAACACUACCUUUUCUUUCACCAGAAGAAGCUCGCCUGCAUCUGUUCUACACAACAACAACUUGUUUGAUGCCUGGAAAUCUCAUUUAAGGUACCAUUUCUUUGGUGAAUGCGUGGAGAGAGCAUACCAAGUCCAAUUGGUAUACGUCUUCGUUCGGGCACUCUACUAAAAGACUUGAUUCGAGCAGUGAAUACUCCACUUCCUCCUAGUUCCUCACCAAGUAAACUCUCGGCCUCGGACGAAGAGGAAGAGAACACAAUGGGAGGUCGACCACCUGCUCCAAGAACACUCAAGGAGCUCACUUCUCCAAACCUUGACCAUCAGCCUUUAUGUAUUCAGCUGAAUGAAACCAUUGAGUUGAACCCGCAAUUGAUUCACUUUCUUCCCAAAUUCAAGGGUUUAGCGGGAGAAGAUAUUAAUCAUCACUUGCAAUAAUUCCAUCAUGUUGUGACUAGUUUGAAGCAAAAAACUGCAGACGCCGAUAUGGCUAUGAUGAUAGCGUUUCCUUUCUCCCUUAUUGAUGCUGCAGGAGAAUAGUUCUUUUGCUUACCUCCUGGAAGUAUAACCACAUGGAAUGGGAUGAAGAAGUUAUUCCUUGAGAAGUAUUUUCCAGCAUCAAAAGAAGCAGUGAUUCGCAAGAAGAUUUAUGGUAUUAGACAAGUAUCCGGAGAGACUCUCUAUGAGUAUUGGGAGCGGUACAAGAAACUUUUAGCUAGCUGUCCACACCACCAAAUUAGUGAUCAACUCGUUAUUCAAUACUUCUAUGAGGGAUUGCUGUCUAAUGAGAGAAAUUUGAUUGAUGCUGCAAGUGGUGGUGCACUACCAACAAGACCAUUGCGGAAGCUACAAAUUUGUUGGAGAACAUGGUUGCAAACACACAACAAUUCUACACUCGAGGUGAACCAAUGGUAAGGAAAGUGAAUGAAGUUGGUGACUCUUCACAUUUGGAAUACAGGAUGGGUAACAUGGAGAGGAUGAUGCAACAAAUAGCAGCGGCUGUAAUACCAUCAUACACCGAUGAAGUUGAGCAAGCAAGUGCUAUGUACCAAAAUCAUCAAAGGUCAAGAUAUGACCUAUAUUCCAGCACAUACAAUCCGAGUUGGCGUGAUCAUCCUAAUUUCAUCUACGCCAAAAAGCAAGCUGCAGUUUCCAAUCCUACUUUCAAUCAACAAGGAGGGUACCAAUUCAUGCAAAGACCACAACAAGAAACUCAAGGUACUCUUAUGAUGCAAAAUAUGCAAGAGAUUUCAAAGACAAUGCAAGGGUUCAACCAAUUCCAGCAGAAAUCCGAGAUGGCUAUGAGAGAUGUGCAAAACCAAGUUAGUCAAUUGGCUAAUGAUAUGAAUCAACUCAAGGCACAAGCAGCUGGAAAACUUCCUUCGCAACCACUAAAUCAUAAAAAGAAUGUGAAUUCUAUUGAGAUACGAAGUGGAAAGCAAAUAGAGAAACCGACAGCAUCACCGGAGUCCCAUGAACGUGAUUUAGUGAAAGAAGUGGACGAAGCAGUCCCUAAAAAGGAUGAUUAGGUUACACAUUCUAACUUUAA
Papaver somniferum (opium poppy) is the source of this 2245-nucleotide messenger RNA. RefSeq lists its product as uncharacterized. The record is from RefSeq and is a predicted model, not a curated record. The transcript has 2 exons. The coding region runs from base 1563 to 2225 and encodes 220 amino acids. Lineage: Eukaryota; Viridiplantae; Streptophyta; Magnoliopsida; Ranunculales; Papaveraceae.